AUGCUUGAACUCGUACAGUAUGGAGCAGUUGAGUCUGGAAACUUCAAGAAUGGAGGUUUCAACAAGCUGGAGGCUCUGAUGGUGAAUAAGAUACCUGGUUUUCCACUCAAGGCUAACCCUCAUAUCAAAUCAAGACAUCGGUUCUUCAAGAGCAAAUAUGUAGCCAUAUGUGAAGUUCAAACUGGGAGCUGUAGUGGGUUUGGAUGGGAUGAGUCAAGGAAGUGUGUGGUGGCUGAUGAUGAUGUCUUUAAGAAAUGGCUUAAGUCACAUCCUAAUUGUGCAGGCCUCAACAAGAAACCUUUCCACCACUUUGAUCAACUAGCAAGGAUUUUUGGGAAGGCUAGAGCAAUGGGUGGUGAAGGUGAAGCUACUGCCAAUGUUGAUGAUUCGGACACUGAUGACGAAGCCAUGAAUGUCAUGAACGACAUGGAUGAUGAAACUAGCCAGCGGGUGUUGGAACAAAUGAUCAAUGAAGGCGUUAAUCACAGGACCAUACUGCAAGAGCAACAAGAAUCUGGACUUACAAGGACAUCUCCUCCAACUGGAAACAAUAAGCGAGCUAGGAAUGAAGCAGCCAAGAGUGCUAUUGCAAGUGAGAUAUCAAAGUUGCAGCCUAUAAUGGAGCAAACUACUAUGAACAUUGAGAGGAUUGCAAAUAGCUUCUACAAAGAUGAUGAGCUAACAGUGAAACGGGAAAGUUUGUAUGAUGAGCUGUCAAAAAUGGAAGGACUAACAAGUGACCAAGUCAUCUCAGCUGCGAUGCUUCUUUUCAAGGAUGACAGGAUGGCACAACUGUACUAUCAGCUGCCAGAAGUAGAGAGAAUGACUUUUCUUCUUCGGAUGAUCAACUGA
Messenger RNA from Linum tenue, 852 nucleotides. Lineage: Eukaryota; Viridiplantae; Streptophyta; Magnoliopsida; Malpighiales; Linaceae. The record is from the annotation of a GenBank genome assembly.